This is a messenger RNA of Archocentrus centrarchus (flier cichlid), 2285 nucleotides long. It is a transcript of the gene wnt3a, whose product is annotated as wingless-type MMTV integration site family, member 3A. The transcript is spliced from 4 exons. NCBI's taxonomy places the organism in Eukaryota, Metazoa, Chordata, Actinopteri, Cichliformes, Cichlidae. Gene Ontology annotation, biological process: neuron differentiation; canonical Wnt signaling pathway; cell fate commitment. Bases 7 to 1116 code for a protein of 369 amino acids. The record is from RefSeq and is a predicted model, not a curated record. Gene Ontology annotation, cellular component: extracellular region. Gene Ontology annotation, molecular function: frizzled binding; cytokine activity.
ACGCGGAUGAGUGCGUAUGUAGGCAUUCUGCUGGAGAUGUUUUACGAAACUUUAAGGAUGAUAUGCCUUGGAUGUUUCCUGUUGCUCUGUGGGCUUACGCAUGUCAUGGCAAGCUAUCCCAUCUGGUGGUCACUAGCAGUUGGCCACCAGUACUCAUCACUGGGUACUCAACCUAUCCUUUGUGGCAGCAUACCGGGUCUGGUGCCGAAGCAGCUGCGUUUCUGCCGGAACUAUGUGGAAAUCAUGCCAAGUGUGGCUGAGGGGGUGAAGAUUGGCAUCCAGGAGUGCCAGCACCAGUUCAGAGGCAGACGCUGGAACUGCACCACAAUCAAUGACAGUCUGGCCAUUUUUGGGCCAGUGUUAGAUAAAGCCACUCGAGAGUCAGCUUUUGUUCACGCUAUUGCCUCAGCGGGAGUGGCAUUUGCGGUGACCCGUGCCUGUGCUGAGGGUUCAGCCACCAUCUGUGGAUGUGAUACACGUCACAAAGGCCCCCCUGGUGAGGGCUGGAAGUGGGGUGGCUGCAGCGAGGAUGUGGAGUUUGGGAGUAUGGUAUCUCGGGAGUUUGCUGAUGCGAGAGAGAAUCGUCCUGAUGCACGCUCAGCAAUGAACCGCCAUAACAACGAAGCAGGGAGAAUGUCUCUCAACGACAACAUGUUUCUGAAGUGUAAGUGCCAUGGACUCUCCGGCAGCUGCGAGGUCAAGACAUGCUGGUGGUCUCAGCCUGACUUCCGAGUUGUUGGCGACUACAUGAAGGACAAGUAUGACAGCGCUUCUGAGAUGGUGGUUGAGAAACAUAAGGAGUCCCGUGGAUGGGUGGAGACCCUCAGACCCAAAUACAACUACUUCAAACCCCCUACAGAGCGUGACCUGGUUUACUAUGAAAGUUCACCCAAUUUCUGUGACCCCAAUCCUGAGACUGGCUCCUUUGGCACCCGGGAUCGCAUCUGCAACCUGACGUCCCAUGGCAUAGAUGGGUGUGACCUCUUGUGCUGCGGCAGAGGUCACAACACACGGACUGAGAAAAGAAAGGAGAAGUGUCACUGUAUUUUCCACUGGUGCUGCUAUGUCAGCUGUCAGGAGUGUGUGAGGGUGUACGACGUGCACACCUGCAAAUAGAGAUGUUCUCAUUUUUUCUCACCAAAACAUAGUGACUUCAGUAGGCUGAAGAACAAAUGCAGAUUCUUACCUACAAGACCUGAGAGACUGUAAUGCUCUCUGACAUGUCCACGAUCAAAGACACAACUGCCUUGUGUUUUUUGAUGCUGCAAAGAGUGAGUCUCUGCAUAAAUUAACUGAAACAACCAAGUAGAUGUCAAAGUCUGCGAGCAUCACCCUUAUGGACUGACAGUUGUGAUGAUGGCCAUAAUGUUGAUAUCUGUAGCGAGUACAAAAAAAAGUGUUGAUGUAGGAAAGGAGAAUUCUUGGCUAAUUGACAAACACCAUAUUGGUGAUUUUUUUUUUUUUUUUUUUUGUCUCAGUGUAGUUACUUUUGUCGAGAGUAGUCCAGCACUGCCAAUGCUUUCAAGUCUGUGAGGCAAAAAAAAAGACAUUUCAUUGAAAGUGAACGUUUCCUUCAAUGUUUAAUCAUCACUUGUUCUUGCAGUGAAACGUAACAAGAGUUGUGAGCAGUUGACACGAUCAGACACUCAGCAGCAUGUAUUCACCUCCUCAAUAUGACUACUUUAUGUGUGUAUUUCCGAAAACUAACACUAUCGUUGUGUGUGUGAGUAUUUCUUUUCAAAGUGUUAUAUGUUUCUGAUGUUUGGGUAAGAAUGCACUUGCACCUGAGUGAAUGUAGUCGUUUGCUGUGUUUACAUUCUCAAAUUCGUAAGCUAACCAGUUAAUAUCUGCUUUAAACCACUAAUCUUAUUUGAGAGUAGACAGGAAGCCACAUCCGCUGAACAUCAGCAAAACGAGAGUACACGCAGUCUGCACACUUCCUGAAACGCCAGAAAACACCUGGAUCAAAACGUCACCAAGAGUUAUGACCAAAGAUGAGAAAAGAAACCCCCUGCUUGAGGCUGUGAUAGUCAGAGAGCCGUAACUGAGAGUGAAAGGUCAGCACUUGUGUCCCUUUAAUAAAUAUGAAGCAUGUUCUCCUUGUUUUUAACAGUAUUAGCAAUGUGCCACGUGACUCGGUGUGGGGAAAGUUGUUAUUUAUGAAAGGUGUAGUCCCUUUUUCUCAUAUAAUAUUCUUUUACUUUGAUAUUUAAUCAAAUGAAAGUGUACUCCCUGGUAAACAAAACAGAAAUGGUAAAUUAAAAAAAAAAAAAAAAAAAAAAAAA